AUGGCACUGCAUGGCAAGGUCGUCCUCAUCACCGGCGCCGGCGGCGGCCUGGGCCAGCAACUGGCGAGAACAUACCUCGACGCAGGCGCCAGCAUCAUCAUCAGCGACGUCAACGAGGCGCGGCUCGCGAGCGCGCGGCGGGAAUUCGCCGCUCCCCACCCAGACAAGGUCCUCGUGGUCGAGGCCGACGUGGCGGACGAGCCGUCGGUCUCGCGGCUCGUGGCGGCGGCCGUCCGGGAAUUCAGCCGCCUCGACGUAGUGGUCAACAACGCCGCCGUCAUGGACAGGUUCGAGCCCGCAACCGCCUGCAGCAAGGCCACGUGGGACGCCGUCCUGGCCGUCAACCUCACCGGCCCGUUCCUCGUCACCAAGCACGCCGUGGCGCAGAUGGAGCGGCAGCAGCCGCCCGGCGGGCUCGUCGUCAACGUCGGCUCCAACGCAUCCUUCAAGGGGCUCUCGGGCGGCGUCGCCUACGUCGCGUCCAAGCAUGGGCUCGUCGGCCUCACCAGGAACACGGCCAGCUCGUACGGCGACAGGGGCAUCUACGCCGUCGCCCUGCUGCUGGGCUACAUGGAGGAGACCAACAUCCGGGACGCGUUUGCCGGCGGUCUCCACGACGGCGGGCUGGGGCGGAUGCAUCAGACGCAGCCGGACAUGCGGCCUGUCCCGACAGAUCAUGUGGCUCGGUAUGCGCUGUUUCUGAGCGACAAGGACACCGCGCGGAGUGCGAACGGGAGCUGCAUCGUCAUCAACGGCAACUGGCCCGAGGCGUAG
Messenger RNA from Metarhizium album ARSEF 1941, 774 nucleotides. Its product is annotated as NAD(P)-binding domain protein. The transcript has a single exon. Bases 1 to 774 code for a protein of 257 amino acids. Gene Ontology annotation, molecular function: oxidoreductase activity, acting on the CH-OH group of donors, NAD or NADP as acceptor. The record is from RefSeq and is a predicted model, not a curated record. Lineage: Eukaryota; Fungi; Ascomycota; Sordariomycetes; Hypocreales; Clavicipitaceae.